UAUCCAUUGUUUAAAUGUAUCACUAGACAUUAGUGUUCGAUGAUGUUUCGGGGAUUUACGCAAUUGUUGACUAUUUAAAAGUGUAACACGUUCAGAGUGAAUCGGUCAAUGAUAACAUUUGCACCCGGGCAGUUGUGGCAUCAAGACUAAGGACUUCUUUAACUUUCAAAUUCUGAUAUUUCAAUAAAAUUCAUAAAUGAAACGAAGAUUGUGUGACUUUAAAGCGAAGAAGUGCGUUGUUUUGAUAGCCUGGCUAUUGAACGUCGUGAAGUCCAUUGAAUCUCAAUUUUGUGUAGAUUCGAGUCAACGAAGUGGCCAAUGCGUGUAUAUGAACUCGUGCCCACAACUGAUUCAGGACUAUUAUGAAGCAGCAAGAUAUUCGCCAAAUUUGCCGGAUUUUCAGACUUUUGUGAGCGGUGCAAUGUGCGGAUAUGAUGGCAUCAAUUUUAUGAUCUGCUGUGUUUCCAACCGAAACAUUCAGCCCCCCGGUGGAAUUCCAAAUCUCCCCACACCGCAGCAGAAUAACCCGUACGCUUCCGCAUUUAAAUUUUCUUCACUAAAUUCACUACCAAAUGUGCCAACGUCAACACUUGCAAUGCCAACAACAGCUACAUCACCUAUAUUACCAUCGUAUUUGCCAGAAAGUACAAAACCACCGAAUCCGCCAAGCUUACCACCCUAUACUCCUAGUGUAAAUUCCUCCGCAGCAAUUGUACCAACACGCUUGGCACCUAAGAGGAGCGGUGCAGAGUGCGGCGUGAGUACAGCUUAUACCAAUAAAGUUGUAGGCGGCACGGAAGCAAGACGAGGCGCAUACCCUUGGAUCGCAGCUUUGGGUUAUCGCGAUGAGAAUAUAGUGAAUUCAUUGCAAUACCUCUGUGCUGGUAGCUUAAUAUCGAACCGUUAUAUUUUGACAUCGGGUCAUUGUGUUAAUUCUCUGCUAAUAACAGCACGUUUGGGUGCCCACGAUAUAAGUAAUCCCAACGAGACGGGCGCUAUAAGCAUACCCAUUGAACGUAAAAUCAUACACGAACAGUACAACUCGCAAUAUAUAAUUAAUGACAUUGCAUUGAUUCGUCUAAGUGCCCCGGCUCCAAAUUCGGCAUAUAUAAGCACCAUUUGCCUACCCGAAGGCGAGCGUUUUGCAAAAGAUUUCGUUGGCAACAAUCCGUUCGUCGCUGGUUGGGGUGCAGUGAAGUUUCAAGGGCCCAGUUCGAACGUUUUGCGUGACGUGCAGGUGCCGAUUGUGACUCAACAGACUUGUAUACAGUCAUAUAAAGCCGCUUUUCAAAAUUUAGUAUUUACAGAUCGGUUCAUCUGCGCUGGCAAUUCUCAUGUCGAUGCCUGUCAAGGGGAUUCCGGUGGGCCAUUGAUGAUGCCGAUGCUGGAAAACGGCGCUUAUCAUUAUUAUAUUCUGGGCUUGGUUUCUUAUGGCUAUGAAUGUGCUCGACCCGGAUUUCCUGGUGUUUAUACACGUGUCGCUUCCUAUAUACCAUGGAUACUCAGCCAUAUGGUAUAGUGUUGGUAUAUAAUCUCAAAGAAUAUUUUUCAAUCCCAAAAAAAUAAUUUGUUAAAAAUUUUGUUAUUUUGUUUUCAAAAAAAAAUCUGUAAAAAUAAUGUUUAUUGCUCAUUAUUGCU
Messenger RNA from Bactrocera tryoni, 1638 nucleotides. RefSeq names its product venom protease. Gene Ontology annotation, biological process: proteolysis. The record is from RefSeq and is a predicted model, not a curated record. The transcript has 7 exons. The coding region runs from base 197 to 1519 and encodes 440 amino acids. Lineage: Eukaryota; Metazoa; Arthropoda; Insecta; Diptera; Tephritidae. Gene Ontology annotation, molecular function: serine-type endopeptidase activity.